UCCCGCUCUCCAGUCUCCACCUCCACCUCCGUUCUUCUAUGAUUCUUUCUUUGAUGUCUAGCCUGUUCGCGUAAAAUAUUCUAAUAAAGCAUCAGAAUGGCUGUGGAAACUGGCGCUCAGCUCAUUGCCCGCACACUCCGCGACCUAGGUGUCACAGUCAUCUUUGGUAUUGUUGGAAUUCCCGUCGUCGAGAUUGCGGAGGAGGCCAUUAACCUGGGCAUCCGGUUCGUGGCAUUCCGCAACGAACAGGCUUGCAGCUAUGCAGCCAGUGUGUAUGGGUAUAUGACAGGACGGCCUGGUGUCUGUCUUGUCGUGGGAGGGCCUGGAGUUCUCCAUACGAUGGCAGGGAUUGGCAACUCUUCUGUAAACUACUUCCCCCUUCUUGUUCUCGCUGGGUCUGCCGAGACCUCUGCCAUCACCAAAGGCGCGUUCCAGGAAAUGGACGCCAUCUCCCUCUUAACGCCCCACACCAAGCUUGCCGUCCGCGCCUCAUCCCUCGAUUUUCUCCCCGGAGCAGUCAAGAAUGCCUACAGGACCUGCUGGUAUGGUCGUCCGGGGCCAACCUUUGUUGAUCUCCCCGCAGAUAUCAUCCAGGGAAAACUAUCCCCGGAGUUCCCCCUCCCACUGCCGGAGAACAUCCUGGUCGCUCCGCCUCCAAGGGCAGGCGGUGAUCCGGCACUGAUCCUGAAGGCGGUCGCACUGCUGAAGGCGGCUCGUGCGCCGCUGCUGAUUAUCGGUAAGGGCGCUGCGUAUGCGCGGGCAGAGACUGGAAUCCGCAAGCUCGUAGACCAGACGCAGAUUCCCUUCCUGCCCACCCCGAUGGGGAAGGGCGUGGUACCAGACUCGCAUCCGCUGAAUGUAUCCAGUGCUCGUAGUGCCGCUCUAAAGAACGCCGACGUGGUUCUCGUUUUAGGCGCACGGCUGAAUUGGAUCCUGCACUUUGGGGAAGCGCCCAAGUGGUCGCCCCAGGCGAAGAUCAUCCAGGUUGAUAUCGCGGCCGAGGAGAUCGGGCGGAAUGCUGGAAACUCGGAGCUUGGAAUCCUAGGCGAUCUCGCCCUAGUGGUUGAUCAACUCACCACCUCACUGUCGAACUGGCGAUACUCGCCAUCCGGCCAGUUCCCUGCUUUACUUGCGGAGUCGGCAAAGAAGAACGAAGCGAGAGCCCAAAGGGCAGCUCUUCUUCCAACACCGCGGGGGGCGCCCUUGACCUAUCAACGGGCAUAUCACAUUAUCAAAUCAACGCUCAAUUCGCUCACUCCCUGUGAAGACGGCGGCAUCGUGUACGUUUCCGAAGGAGCCAACACCAUGGACAUCUCCCGGUCUAUCUUCCCGUUGUUUCACCCGCGCCAGCGUCUUGACGCCGGCACCUACGCCACCAUGGGCGUCGGCAUGGGCUACAUUGUUGCAGCGCACGAAGCCUUCAACGCCACCACCACCCACCCGGGGAGCCGCAACAAGCCAAAGAAGAAGAUCGUCGCGCUGGAAGGGGACAGCGCCUUUGGAUUCAGCGCCAUGGAAAUCGAGACCCUCGCCCGCUACCGUAUCCCCGCGCUCAUCUACGUAGUCAACAACUCGGGCAUUUACCACGGCGACAGCACCUCCGAAAGCGCAUGGAAGGCCCUGCAGGACCAGACGGCGUCCAACGAUACCAAGGCAGAUGGGAAAGACACAGUCAAAGGUCUCCGGUCAACUAGUCUGCUCUACGAAACCCGGUACGAAAUGCUGGCUACGAUGUGCGGAGGGAGGGGCUACUUUGUGCGGAAUGAGCAGGAACUCGAAGCGGCCACGCGCGAAGGGUUCCUGAGCGACACGGUCACGGUGGUGAAUGUGAUUGUUGAGCCGGGUAUUGGUAAAGAGAUUGGCUUUGCGUGGCAGAAUAAGGGACAGGAGGGACAGGCGAAGUUGUAGUCUGCUUACUUGGUGAAAUAUCUUGUACAAUUCCUUCCUUCCUUCCUUCCUUCCUUCCUUUUCUAAUGUCCAUGCAUUUGAUUUUGCAUAAAACGGUCAAGUUCUAGUCCGUAUAUACAACAACGCUUUCAACUGGACUCUAUAGAACGAACAUUCUUUGGGGCUAACUUGAUGGGUGGGAUCUUGCUUACCCUUCCUUACAGAGUACAGAGUAACUAACUAAUAUAUAUAUAUUAUAUAUAUAUUCACAUUAACUAGGCUAACAAAUUAUAUCGCGUUAUUAUGCUA
Aspergillus ochraceoroseus IBT 24754 is the source of this 2196-nucleotide messenger RNA. Its product is annotated as indolepyruvate decarboxylase family protein. The record is from RefSeq and is a predicted model, not a curated record. The transcript has 2 exons. NCBI's taxonomy places the organism in Eukaryota, Fungi, Ascomycota, Eurotiomycetes, Eurotiales, Aspergillaceae. Bases 97 to 1908 code for a protein of 603 amino acids. Gene Ontology annotation, molecular function: magnesium ion binding; catalytic activity; thiamine pyrophosphate binding. Gene Ontology annotation, cellular component: peroxisome. Gene Ontology annotation, biological process: fatty acid alpha-oxidation.